AUAUUUUUUUAUAUAAAUAUGUUGUUAAAUUUAAGUAUUUUAACACUAAAUGUUUGGGGAAUUCCUUUUCCUUUUAUCUCAAAGGACCGUGAGGUACGAAUAGCCGCAAUAGGCUUAGAGCUUAGUUCAGGCAAAUAUGAUAUAGUUUCUCUACAAGAAGUUUGGUCUCGUAAAGACUGCGAAACCCUGAAAAACGCUACCCAGUCAGUAUUACCUUACGCUCACUAUUUCUACAGUGGUGUUAUAGGUUCAGGCCUCCUGGUAUUGUCUAAAUAUCCUAUUUUAAGCUCUUUCUUUCAUCCUUGGAGUGUUAAUGGUUAUUUUCACCGUAUUCAGCAUGCUGAUUGGUUUGGGGGCAAAGGAGUUGGUUUAUGUAGAAUCCUCGUGGAUAAGCAUGUAGUACAUCUGUACAAUACUCAUCUUCAUGCGGAAUAUAAUAACAACAAUGAUGAUUACAAAACUCACCGGGUAAUUCAGGCUUUCGAUACAGCACAGUUUAUUCGGGCAACAAGAGGUGACUCUGUUCUACAAGUUCUUGCGGGAGACUUAAAUGCUCAACCUCAUGAUUUGACAUACAAGGUUCUCUUGUAUACAUCAAAAAUGAAAGAUUGUUGCAAUUCUAAAAAUAUUGUAACAAAUGAAUAUCAAAAAAAUUCCUAUACUGCUUCUAAUGCUAUUAACAAUAUGUCACCUGGAGUGCAUAUUGAUCAUAUAUUCGCAAGAAGUCCUGAAAAUAUUGCUCUUUCUAUUAUUGACUAUGGACUGCCGUUGACCGAACCUGUACCUGGCCAAAAUUUCAGCUAUUCUGACCACGAAGCUGUAUUAGCAAAGUUGCAUUUAAGAGAUGCUGAACAUUGUAUUGGGGAAGGAGCAUGUAUUGUUUCUUCUAGAAAUAAAGAGCAUCACAUUAGCGAAGAAGCGGCGUUUAAAACUGACGGAUGUCUUAUAUCGAAACGUGUAGCUGUUUUGCAUGAAUCAAUAUCGUUAUGCGAAACAUCACUAGAUCAACUGAAUAUAGAUCGUAUAUUUUACUACAGUGUCGCUGUUAUUCUUGCGUUUAUUUUAGUAGUUUUCUUGGAAUAUCCAUCUCCAUUAGGAUUUAGAACAUUGUGCAUAAUAUUGAAACUCUUCAUAUCAGGUGGUCUAUUAUUUUGUAUUUUCAUGGGAUCUGUGUGGAAUUACAUGGAAUGGAAUGGUGUAUUAUCUGGAAAAGUAGCCAUGGAGUUAAUGUUGCGGUCCAUUGAAGUUUUUGAAAGCAUACCAAAGAAUUGAAACUAAAAGUUGGUGACCGUACGUUUCUUGGUUAAAACUAUAUUUAAAAGACACAUUAAUUUAUUCCAACUACAUAAAUAAGCUCAAAAUGCAUUUAUUAUUGAAUUACGUAUAUUAGAUUGGUUCUCAUAAUGUAAACGUAUGUAUGUAUAUGUGACUAAGUACAAUGAAUAAAAUGUAUACAUAACUAUA
This is a messenger RNA of Bactrocera tryoni, 1464 nucleotides long. It is a transcript of the gene nSMase, whose product is annotated as putative neutral sphingomyelinase. Gene Ontology annotation, cellular component: cytoplasm. The record is from RefSeq and is a predicted model, not a curated record. The coding region runs from base 19 to 1272 and encodes 417 amino acids. Lineage: Eukaryota; Metazoa; Arthropoda; Insecta; Diptera; Tephritidae. The transcript has 5 exons. Gene Ontology annotation, molecular function: sphingomyelin phosphodiesterase activity.